AUGGCUACACCUAGUUUUCUCGCUCCUAACUUUCGGCAUAUGCCACCACCAUAUACUCAUACCCAGAUCUCGCGCGAUAUCCACAGAUACGCACCGGCGCCGAUAGGCUCCUCAUCUCCCCCCACGGUUCCCGUCUUCAUUCGGCGCCUGCCACUAGAGACCUCCAAGGAGUCACUGCGGUUCAUGCUGGUUUGGUCGCAAGAACUUGUUGAAGUCGAACUGCUUCCUGUGGAAAAAUCUACAGAUCAGGGCUAUCUUACAGCAUUGCUAAAAUUCCGAACAAUGGCAGGCGCCCAGGAUGCCAAAAGGCUGCUGGAUGGGUGCUCGAACACUUCCGGUGAAAAGAUGAUAGUCGAAAUUCUCGGCGACGACCCCCCUGUCACGCACCAACAGCCGGCAGAACCUGUUCACAACGGGGUCUUUCAACCACUGGAGAGCAUCUCCCCUCAAACAACCAAUGUUUACCCUGGACACGAGCUUCCUCAGACUGAGGCCAACUUGCAAAGGAUUUUCUCCUCACAAUCUCCCAUCGGCAAUCACCUGACGGAGCCUGGCAGGGUGACAGGGAAGAGCCUCAUCGCCAAUGAUUCUUUUGACGAUAAUUAUGAUACACCCAACCUUGUUGAUGAUGCACUUUCAUACGUCAAUGCACCGCGCAGGGCCACAGCCCCUACUGUCCCUAUCAAUGGGUUGACUGCUCUUUCACUCAACACCAACAUGCCACCUUCCGCUCCUUCAUCUCUACCUCAGUAUGGAAGCGGAUUGUCAGCACAGUCUGGGCCUAUGUCUCCCUCAGGCAAGGGUGCUUUUGGAUACCAGGCUCCAAACCAAUCACCAUUCGGACGCAUGAACUAUCCACACGCCAAUACAGCUGAUCAGAAUCCGCCCUGCAAUACUCUGUAUGUUGGUAACCUUCCCAUGGAUACGGCGGAAGAGGAGCUCAAGACUCUCUUCUCCAAGCAGCGGGGCUACAAGCGUCUUUGUUUUCGCACGAAAGGAAAUGGGCCUAUGUGCUUUGUCGAAUUCGAAGACAUUCCAUUCGCUUCGAAGGCAUUGACCGAACUCUACGGGAAACUUUUGUCCAACAGCAAUAAGGGUGGAAUUCGACUCAGCUUCUCGAAGAACCCCCUUGCUAACCGACCAGCUCCUGGACCACCUCCUGGUCUUCCCCAACCAAUGCUUGGAAACGGCCGAGGUCCCUUCCAUGGAGCCGCCCCGAUGAACCCCAGUCCCGCUGGCUCUUUUGGUGGUUUCACACCUCAAGCCUGGCCUGUUCCUGUGUUCAAUAACCAUGCUACGCCAUCGCCUCAUGGUGGCCAUGCUCCAUCAUCAGCCUUCGGUUCGGCUUACAUGCUGGGAAAUUAA
Molecule: messenger RNA, 1365 nt
Organism: Fusarium redolens
Lineage: Eukaryota; Fungi; Ascomycota; Sordariomycetes; Hypocreales; Nectriaceae
Exons: 2
Coding region: 1-1365 (454 amino acids)
Molecular function (GO): mRNA binding
Source: RefSeq, a predicted model, not a curated record